Pteropus alecto (black flying fox) is the source of this 1392-nucleotide messenger RNA. RefSeq names its product DDB1- and CUL4-associated factor 12-like protein 2. NCBI's taxonomy places the organism in Eukaryota, Metazoa, Chordata, Mammalia, Chiroptera, Pteropodidae. Gene Ontology annotation, molecular function: protein binding. The record is from RefSeq and is a predicted model, not a curated record. The transcript has a single exon. The coding region runs from base 1 to 1392 and encodes 463 amino acids. Gene Ontology annotation, cellular component: Cul4-RING E3 ubiquitin ligase complex.
AUGGCCCCGCAGCAAACAGGUAGCAGGAAGCGGAAAGCGCCAGCCAUCGAGGCAGCCGCCGCGAGCUCGUCGUCGCAGGGCUCGGAGGCGACGAAUGGCGAGGGCCCACUGGUGCCCAAGAAGCAGAAACGGCCGGCAGCGCAGCGCUCGCUGGUGCACUACCUGAAAGGCCGCGAGGUGGGCGCGCAGAGCCACGCGGGGCUCUCGAGCUUCGAGGGCGAGCUGCGCCGCUACGCCGUGCGGAAGCUGCCCGAGCUGCUGUGCGAGAGCGAGCUGGCCCUGGGCACCCUCAACAAGGUGUUUGCUUCCCAGUGGCUGAAUGCCAGGCAGGUGGUGUGCGGCACCAAGUGCAACACGCUCUUCGUAGUGGACGUGCAGUCGGUUCAGAUCACGCGCAUCCCGCUCAUGCGGGACAGGGGAGCUGGGCUGGCCCGGGCCCAGCCGAGCUGCGGCAUCCACGCCAUUGAGCUGAAUCCCUCCAGGACGCUUCUGGCCACUGGAGGCGAAAACCCCAACAGCCUGGCGGUCUACCAGCUGCCCACCCUGGACCCCGUGUGCCUGGGUGACCGUCAUGGCCACAAAGAUUGGAUCUUCGCCAUCGCCUGGAUGAGUGACACAGUGGCUGUGAGCGGUUCCCGCGACGGCACUGUGGCACUGUGGAGGAUGGAUCCCGACAUGUUCAAUGGCAGCAUAGCCUGGCACAAUGACGCAGGGCUCCCGGUGUACGCCCAUAUCCGUCCGAGGGACAUGGAGACCAUCCCUAGGCCCAGCACCAACCCCAGUAACCGCAAGGUACGAGCCCUGGCCUUCAGUGGCAAGAAUCAGGAGCUGGGAGCGGUGUCCCUCGAUGGCUACUUCCACCUGUGGAAAGUCAGGAGCACCCUGUCCAGGCUGCUGUCCAUCAGGCUGCCCUACUGCCGAGAGAACGUGUGCUUGACCUACUGCGACGAGUUGUCUCUGUACGCGGUGGGCUCCCAGUCCCACGUCUCCUUCCUGGAUCCGCGCCAGCGCCAGCAGAAUAUUCGACCCCUUUGCUCCCGAGAGGGCGGUACAGGCGUGCGCUCGCUGAGUUUCUAUCAGUACAUCAUCACCGUGGGCACGGGCCACGGCUCCCUGCUCUUCUAUGACAUCCGCGCCCAGAAGUUCCUGGAGGAGAGGGCCUCGGCCAGCCCCGACUCCUCCCUGGGGCCCACAGGGAGUAAGCUCAAGCUCACCUGUGGCAGAGGCUGGCUCAACCAUGAUGACCUGUGGGUGAACUACUUUGGCGGCAUGGAUGAGUUCCCCAACGCGCUCUACACUCACUGCUACAACUGGCCGGAGAUGAAGCUCUUCGUGGCUGGGGGGCCUCUCCCUUCAGGUCUCCAUGGGAACUACGCAGGCCUCUGGAGCUAA